AGGAGGAGGAGCAGGGGUAGACCGGUGCAGACAGACAGCCUGGUUGGUUGCUGUUAGCUGGAGGAGCUGCUCCACUAGUCUCCGACAGACGGACCAACUUGAUCGGACUGAACCUGCGACGCAAGCCGCUGCUGCUGCUGCUGCUCAGUCCUCCACCGGCAGCGACCAGCCACUCGUCUGCCUGUCUGUCUGGGAGUUUAUCCAGCUAGUUGUAUAUGAAAGACAACCUGUAAUGUUAGGGCAUUAAACCAGAGUCCUGUGACUAGUAGUUUAUUGUUGUUAAAGAUGUCCAUCCUGCCGUUCACUCCCCCCAUCGUGAAGAGGCUGCUCGGCUGGAAGAAGGGAGAGCAGAACGGCCAGGAGGAGAAAUGGUGCGAGAAAGCUGUGAAGAGUCUGGUGAAGAAGUUGAAGAAGACGGGACAGCUGGACGAGUUGGAGAAAGCCAUCACGACUCAGAACAUCAACACCAAAUGCAUCACCAUACCCAGAUCUUUAGAUGGGCGUCUCCAGGUCUCCCACAGAAAAGGUCUUCCUCAUGUGAUCUACUGUCGCUUGUGGCGCUGGCCAGACCUGCAGUCCCACCAUGAGCUGAGGGCUGUCGACCACUGUGAAUUUGCCUUCCACACCAAGAAGGAUGAAGUCUGCGUCAACCCCUACCACUACCAGAGGGUGGAGACACCAAUUUUGCCUCCUGUCCUAGUACCGCGACAUACAGAUAUCCCCGCAGAGUUCCCACCGUUGGAUGACUACAGCCCAUCCAUCCCUGAGAACACCAACUUUCCCGCUGGCAUUGAGCCCCAGAGUAACUAUAUUCCUGAAACUCCCCCACCAGGGUAUCUGAGUGAGGAUGGUGAGGCAAAUGAUCACCAGCUCAACCACAGCAUGGACACAGGUUCACCCAGCCUGUCGCCCAAUCCUGUGUCACCCGCAAACAGUAAUCUUGAUUUACAACCUGUGACGUACUGCGAGUCGGCCUUCUGGUGCUCCAUCUCCUACUAUGAGCUGAACCAACGUGUAGGAGAGACCUUCCACGCCUCGCAGCCCUCCCUCACAGUAGAUGGAUUCACAGACCCAUCCAACUCUGAACGCUUCUGUCUGGGCUUGCUGUCCAACGUGAACCGCAACUCAGCAGUGGAGCUCACACGCAGACACAUAGGACGGGGCGUGAGGUUGUACUACAUUGGGGGAGAGGUGUUUGCAGAGUGUCUCAGCGACAGUGCCAUCUUUGUCCAGAGUCCCAACUGCAACCAGCGCUACGGUUGGCAUCCUGCCACUGUCUGCAAAAUACCUCCAGGCUGCAACCUAAAGAUCUUCAACAACCAGGAGUUUGCUGGUCUGCUCGCCCAGUCAGUCAACCAGGGCUUUGAGGCUGUCUACCAACUCACCAGGAUGUGCACCAUUCGCAUGAGUUUUGUCAAGGGUUGGGGAGCUGAGUACAGACGUCAGACAGUGACCAGCACCCCCUGCUGGAUCGAACUGCAUCUCAAUGGCCCUUUGCAGUGGCUGGACAAGGUCCUCACACAGAUGGGCUCUCCCAGCAUCCACUGCUCCAGUGUGUCGUAGGAGCAGUGCAUGUUUCCCAGAAACCCUCCUUCUUAUCCACACACUUACACACGAACCACAUAGGAAAACUCUGGCGUCUCUCAGUGAUAAUAAGGAAAGAGACGCCAUUCGUCAAAUCACUCCCCUCCCUCGCCGUCUCUAACAUUUCACCUCACACCUCUAGCACUUUCCUCCGUACCAUUUAGUGUCUCCAUUUGAUGGUUAUUUUUAGGACUUGUACAUUGUUUUCAUGUGUUCAACGGGCAGCCACAGGGUAUUUGCAAUAGUUUUCAAAAGGCUAACCACAUUUUCUUCAUUAUUCACUCGGACAUCAUGUCUAUGCUCACUGCUCAGUGUUGUCGUUUUUUUUUUUGUUUUAAAAAAAGGAGAUUGAAAUGUUCCCAAAUGUUUGGUCACCUUUUACAUGUUUCAAAACAUUUUUGAUUCUAUGAAUUAACUAAAAUACGCUAUCAUCACUGGUGUUUCAGUGUCCCAGUACCACUCUUUGUAAUCACUGAAUUAGGAGGCUUAUUUAUCAAUCGAACCAUAAAUUAACAUGAGAAAUGUCAUUGUGAGUAGUGAUUAAAUAGAAUGUAUUUAAUUAAUAUCUUAAGUACAAGGUACUUUGCCCAUAUUGAUUUACAUGUAUGAAUUAUAAACGUGUCAAUUAUCUGAUUGAUCAUGUAAUUGGUAUUUUAUCUAUUUUAAACAAAAAUAUAGACAUUAGCACCAUUGUUUCUUGAAAAGAACCCUUGUAUGAAAACUAUUUUGCUCAGUGAAAGAGACAUUUUAUAAGUUAUUUUUGCAUACUGUCCUGCAUGGGAAUAUAUUUUUUUUAUUGCCUCGAUUUGAUUGUACAUAAAUAUUUAUAGCUUGUGAUUUCUUGUAGUCAUGCAGCGCUUGAAACAGUUGACCUGACUGACCUCUGGCAUCAGUAGAUUCACAAAAACACUUUGCUUUAUAAUGACCCAAAACUUGACCUGCUUAAAUGCAGGCUUUUCUAACGCGGGUCAACUUAAGUGUGACACAUAGGAUUACUGUACCAGCUGUUACUGUUAUUUCAUAAUAGGGUAUGACAUACAGGUUGAACUGGUUGAAUUUAGGCACCCAUGUGACUUCAGUGUGAAGGGUACUCGCUAGCAGCAACCAUGGCAACGGCUCAUACAUCGAUGGCAUAUAGAGCAAAAGAUCAUAUUAGCAACUGUUAGCCAAUAAUACACUAUGCUCCUUGUGGGUAAAUGAUGCACUUCCAAUUUACUGUGUUGAUCAGUGUAACGCUUUAGUUCUAGUGGUAAUUUGCUUGUCUGGUAAAUACUGUAUAUUACAUGUACAUUGCUACAAUAUAAGGCAUGUGUAAUAUGCUCGCUGUCAUUGUCUAUGAAGCCACCAUGUUUAUCCUGCACUUACUUACAGUACAUGAGACUGAGUCACCAUGUAAUCUAUUUAAAACAGGUACACGGCGCUGAAAUACUGUGUACUACAGUGCGUUAGGUAGUUGGUAGAUCCGUAUCAGUACUUGUGUUCUUUGAUAUUCUUAGUUGGUGGUUUUCUGUUCCAAGUCUUAUGUACAUGUUUUUUUCAUGUAGCCUAAUAUUUGUUCUCAAAAUGACCAUUGUUUUGUUAUCUGUGAAAAUUGCAACCGAGUAAAAAGAUUUCAAGUCAG
Sebastes umbrosus (honeycomb rockfish) is the source of this 3205-nucleotide messenger RNA. RefSeq names its product SMAD family member 3b (gene smad3b). Lineage: Eukaryota; Metazoa; Chordata; Actinopteri; Perciformes; Sebastidae. The record is from RefSeq and is a predicted model, not a curated record. Gene Ontology annotation, cellular component: heteromeric SMAD protein complex. Gene Ontology annotation, molecular function: RNA polymerase II cis-regulatory region sequence-specific DNA binding; DNA-binding transcription factor activity, RNA polymerase II-specific; I-SMAD binding. The transcript has 9 exons. Gene Ontology annotation, biological process: BMP signaling pathway; transforming growth factor beta receptor signaling pathway; SMAD protein signal transduction. The coding region runs from base 286 to 1563 and encodes 425 amino acids.